AUGUCCCCUCCAGAGGACACCACUUCAAAUACGACUCGGGCACAGUCUUUAGCCGUUGCUCCAGGGACCGACGACCCCACCCAUUCUUACUUGACCUACCGGUCACCACUCCUCAACUCCUCGCUGCCUGACAACCAGACCCCCGAGGACCCACUCUUACACCACCCCCCUCGCUUCCACCCUGACGCUGUUGCGGUUGGCUUCUCCUGCCUUCGUGCGCGUGGUUUCCCAGUCCUGUUAAGGUUUGUCCACAGAUAUGACAUCGGGAACGUUGGUAAUGAUAUCGUUUCGAUUGAACACUACGUUUAG
Messenger RNA from Morchella sextelata, 309 nucleotides. RefSeq lists its product as uncharacterized. The transcript has a single exon. NCBI's taxonomy places the organism in Eukaryota, Fungi, Ascomycota, Pezizomycetes, Pezizales, Morchellaceae. The record is from RefSeq and is a predicted model, not a curated record. Bases 1 to 309 code for a protein of 102 amino acids.